AGGCGCCGUCCCAGGUGGCGCGGCGGCCCGCGCGGGGUGCCCCGCCGCGCGACUGCUGGAGCGGCCAUGCCUCCGAAGGCCGUCUUCAAGGGCCAGACCUUCGCUCUGUCGGGCAAGCUGGCCCUGCCCCGGAAAGAAUACGAGGAGACCAUCCGCAAGCACGGCGGCGAUGUGGCGGCGAGCGUCACAACGGCGGUGACCUUCCUCAUCUCCACGGAGGACGAUGUCAAGGCUGUCUCCCAGAAGGUGGCCACCGCGCUGGGCCGCAAGCUGCCCGUUGUGCAGGAGGGCUUCGUGGGCGCCUGCGUCACCGCCAAGAGGCUUCUCGAGCCCGGGAAGUUCGCGAUCAAGGCGCCUGUGGCGAAGAAGCGCGCUGCCUCGAAGGGCGGCGACGGAGUGCCGCCGGCGAAGGCGGCGAGGGCGGCGAAGGCUGUCGCGGAGGUCGUGCUGGGGGCAACGCCCGUGAUGGCCAGGUCGGGGCUGGAGGACAAGGCGGCUGUAGUCGAAGAGAAGUUCGAGAAGGGCUUCGUCAAAGGCUCGCUGCUCUGGGACGUAGAGCUGGUCCUCAACGACGUGGCCGCGGGAAAGGACAAGUUCUACAACAUGCAACUGCUUGCCGCAACGGCUGGCGACCAGUUCUGGACGGUGCAGAACUGGGGCAAGACUGGCAUGGCAGGACGUGUCCACACCGACGGGCCCUUCGCCGACCUGGUCUCCGCGAAGCGCAACUUCCGGAGAAAGUACAGGGCGAAGACAGGCAACGUCUUCGGGGAGCUCGGGGCCUCCUUUCUGGAGAAAGACGGCAAGUACAAGGUCCUGGCGAAGGACGAGAAGAAGUCGUGUGACGCGCCGGGCGUCUGGCAGUACUAUCCACGCGGAUAUGCACAAUGAGGUGGAUGGCAAGAAAGUUGGCUGGUACAACUAUGAGGGGCAGGCCGCCGAGAACAUGGAGAAGUACUGGAAACAGCUUCAGACCAAUGCUGGACUUGAGGUGAGGAUCGUGCACACGGACUAUGUGGAUACGAGGUGAACUUCGCCGACAUGGUGCAGAGGAACAUCAAG
Messenger RNA from Prorocentrum cordatum, 1062 nucleotides. The record is from the annotation of a GenBank genome assembly. NCBI's taxonomy places the organism in Eukaryota, Dinophyceae, Prorocentrales, Prorocentraceae.